GUUAUAUAAAGCCUCCUCUUCUGGAAAAAUUAAAAUAAAAUUGUCACGUAUUUUUCCAUCUUCUCUACAAUUCAACACAAUUCCGUUAAUGGCUUCAUUAUCUCUUGCUAGAGCUAUGCGGGUGAAGAACAAAACCCCAGCCCCAAUCCAAAUCACGGCAGAGCAGAUUCUCCGGGAAGCUAGAGAACGUCAAGAGGCGGAAAUCAGAUUGCCCAAACAGAAAAUCUCUGACCCAACAGAAGUAGCUGAUUAUCGCCUUCGCAAGCGAAAGGAAUUUGAGGGUUUAAUUAGCCGUGUAGGCUGGAACAAGAAUGUGUGGGUGAAAUAUGCUGAAUGGGAAGAAUCACAAAAGGACUUGAAGCGUGCUCGUUCUAUUUGGGAACGUGCACUUGGAGUUGAUGCACUUAAUCGUGACCAUACCAUCUGGUUGAAGUAUGUUGAUAUGGAGAUGAAGAAUAAGUUUGUUAAUCAUGCUCGUAAUCUAUGGGAUCGAGCUGUUAUCCGUUUGCCUAGGGUUGAUCAGUUGUGGUACAAGUAUAUUCAUAUGGAAGAGAUGCUUGGCAAUGUAGCUGGUGCAAGACAGAUUUUUGAGAGGUGGAUGGGGUGGAUGCCGGACCAGCAAGGGUGGUUAUCUUACAUUAAGUUUGAGUUAAGGUAUGAUGAAAUAGAGAGGGCAAGAGAAAUUUUUGAGAGAUUUGUGGAGUGUCAUCCGAAAGUUAGUGCUUGGAUUAGGUUCUCAAAAUUUGAGAUGAAGAAUGGGGAGAUUGGGAGGGCAAGGAAUUGUUAUGAAAGGGCUGUGGAUAAGUUGGAAGAUGACGAUGACGAAGCUGAGCAGUUGUUUCUGGCAUUCGCAGAGUUUGAGGACAAGUGUAAGGAGAUGGACAGGGCACGGUGCAUAUAUAAAUUUGCACUUGAUCGGAUACCAAAAGGGCGAGCUGAGGAUUUGUACAGCAAGUUUGUGGCAUUUGAAAAGCAGUACGGUGAUAGGGAAGGUAUUGAGGAUGCUAUAGUUGGAAAAAGGAGGUUUCAGUAUGAGGAUCAAGUCAAGAUGAAUCCACGUAACUAUGAUACGUGGUUUGAUUAUAUUCGUCUAGAAGAGAGCAUUGGAAAUAAAGAGAGGAUUAGAGAGGUUUAUGAGAGAGCCAUUGCUAAUGUUCCUCCUGCUGAAGAGAAGCGGUAUUGGCAACGAUACAUUUACUUAUGGAUUAAUUAUGCAUUAUAUGAAGAAAUUGAUGCACAAGACAUGGAAAGAACCAGACAUGUUUACCGGGAGUGUCUUAAGCUGAUUCCACAUCACAAGUUUUCAUUUGCAAAGAUUUGGUUGUUGGCUGCCCUGUUUGAGAUUCGGCAGUUAAGACUCAAGGAGGCACGGCUUCUACUUGGAGAAGCGAUUGGAAGGGCUCCUAAAGACAAGAUAUUUAAGAAGUACAUUGAGAUAGAGCUGCAAUUUGGGAACAUAGAUCGUUGCAGAAAGCUUUAUGAGAAGUACUUAGAAUGGUCACCAGAAAAUUGCUAUGCUUGGAGAAAAUUCGCCGGGUUAGAGAGGUCCUUGUAUGAAACGGAGAGAGCCAGAGCUGUUUUUGAGCUUGCAAUUGAUCAACCUGCACUGGAUACUCCAGAGUUACUAUGGAAGGCUUACAUAGACUUCGAGAUCUCUGAGGGUGAAUUUGAAAGAACAAGAGCACUAUAUGAAAGACUUCUUAACCGCACCAAACAUUUAAAGGUGUGGAUAAGUUAUGCCAAGUUUGAGGCAUCGGCUAUGGAAUCAGAUGUUGAACAGAAACAGAAGUGCCUGCAAAAUGCUAGAGAUGUUUUUGAGAGGGCCGUUUCUUACUUAAGAAUAUCUGCACCUGAACUGAAGGAAGAAAGAGGAAUGCUUUUGGAAGAAUGGCUAAAUAUGGAAAACAGUUUUGGUGAGCUUGGAGAUGUCAAUUUAGUCUAUGCCAAACUACCAAAGAAACUGACGAAGAGAAGGCAAAUAGACAUGGAGGAUGGUCCAGCAGUCUACGAGGAGUACAUAGACUAUCUUUUCCCUGAAGAAAUGCAGGCGAACAAUCUUAACAUUUUGGCUUCUGCUUAUAAAUGGAAGAAGCAGCGGGUUGCAUCCGAGGAGUAGCCAGAUUCUGUGUUAGCUUACAUUGUAUAUAGAUUUUAUUGCUGUUUUCUGUUAGCUUCCAUAACUCUAGUUUUGGUGGUACCCAAACUUAAAGUUUGC
Solanum stenotomum is the source of this 2215-nucleotide messenger RNA. RefSeq lists its product as uncharacterized. The transcript is spliced from 2 exons. Gene Ontology annotation, molecular function: protein binding. Lineage: Eukaryota; Viridiplantae; Streptophyta; Magnoliopsida; Solanales; Solanaceae. The record is from RefSeq and is a predicted model, not a curated record. Bases 89 to 2116 code for a protein of 675 amino acids. Gene Ontology annotation, biological process: spliceosomal complex assembly; mRNA splicing, via spliceosome. Gene Ontology annotation, cellular component: U2-type catalytic step 2 spliceosome; Prp19 complex; precatalytic spliceosome.